AAUGCUUUUUAUGACGUUAGAAUGUGAUAGCUGGACUACCAGGAGGGAUCAUUUGUUAUUCUUAGAUGAUAAGAAUUUGAUGUAUUUGAAUGUUGUUUGAAAGUUGUUUGAAAAUGUAGAAAUGUUUAUUCCUAAAAUACUGUUCGUGUGCAGCAUAACUGCAUUUCUUUUCUUGGAUGUUUUUGCUCAGUAUCGUUAUGACUGUGACGAACAUUUCUGUUCGAAAAGUGUUAAAUGUCGAGACACUGAGUGUAGUAAAGGUUUCAGACUGAUAAAAAAUGCCACCAAGUGUGGAUGCUGUCAUGUGUGCGUAGAACAGCUAAAGGAAGGAGAUGCGUGUAAAACACAAGAAUUAUCAGUACUUCCCAGACAAGAAUGCGGAGAGGGUUUAAUAUGCAGCCAAACUUUAGCAAAAUGCGUUCCAGUCGAGUCAAAGUGCACAAAAGAAAGAAGAAGAGCAAGAGCAGGCGAUGUGAUAAAAUGUGACGAAUUUGGGUUUUAUGAGCCAGUUGUUUGUAAAUCCGGAGUUUUAUGUUAUUGCGUAAAUAAAAAUGGAAAAAGGAUUUUCGGUACAGACGUAGCUAGUAAAAAAGAGUUAAUGAACUGUAAGUGCUCCAGAGAUUACGAUAAAUUUCCUAGAAAAGUUCCAGACGGCAAUUUUUUGCGCUGUUUGCCGAACGGAAAUUAUGAUCCGAUUCAAUGUUCUGAUGAGUCUUGCUACUGCAUGGGAGAUGAAUUUCACACUUUUGGCAUCGUUGCUAAAUCAAUUAAAGAGCUAUUAUGCUAUGAUAAACGAAGCCACCGUGAUGACGAUGAAAUGCUACGCAGCAAAUGCUGGCACGAACAAAACUUUUUGGAACGUCAAAUUCAAAAUUAUACAGAAAAUGGAGUUCGAGUGAUAGGAGCAUACUUACCAAAGUGUGACUUGGAUGGAAGUUAUGCGCCAGUACAGUGCAAGAAAAACGAAUGCUACUGUGUGAAAAAGAAUGGUGAAUUAUACCAUAAAAGAAAAUACAGAGUUAAAAGGACACCUGAUAAUGUCAAAAACAUGACAUGCAGAUGCAUAAGAGAUCAUGAGAUGUUGAUGGAAUUAAGGACGGAUGAAAAAGUUAAAGCUUACCUAGAUAAGAAACCUUGUGAUAAUGGAGAGUAUAAAAACAUUGGUGUCAUUGAAAUUAAAUCCUAAAAGGCAACACUCAAGCUACAUUUGAAAAAACUGAAAACUAUUUAGCAUAACUUCACCUUGACUGACAUAGUGUCUAACUUAGAGCUAUUGAACAUCAAAGUAGCAACUGGAGAAAAUUGAACUUGUUUUGAUUCACUAGGUGGUAAAAUAUUUCUGAAGUCCAUACAAGCUGUUGCAUACAAAGACAACUUUACUGUUAAAAAAUAUAUCUUCCAAUUUCUUUUAUAUUACAUAAAUUAUAUAUAUUAGUAAACAUACUUCUUUACUGUAGACUCUAAACAUUA
This is a messenger RNA of Parasteatoda tepidariorum (common house spider), 1470 nucleotides long. RefSeq names its product SPARC-related modular calcium-binding protein 2. NCBI's taxonomy places the organism in Eukaryota, Metazoa, Arthropoda, Arachnida, Araneae, Theridiidae. The record is from RefSeq and is a predicted model, not a curated record. Gene Ontology annotation, cellular component: basement membrane. Gene Ontology annotation, biological process: cell-matrix adhesion.